Molecule: messenger RNA, 810 nt
Organism: Branchiostoma belcheri (Belcher's lancelet)
Lineage: Eukaryota; Metazoa; Chordata; Leptocardii; Amphioxiformes; Branchiostomatidae
Product: low-density lipoprotein receptor-related protein 6-like
Exons: 5
Source: RefSeq, a predicted model, not a curated record
UAAGUACCUGCCCGUCCGGACCAGGAUGAGGGGCCUGCUUGUAGUCGUCUCUCUGAUCUUCAUCUGCAAGGAUGUUGUCAGUGGAGACCCCGGCUCCAGUAACAUCAGUGAGCCAUUCCUAUUGGUAGCUGACUUUCGUGGAGAAAUCAUUCUUCAAGUUAACAUCACUUCCGGUUCGACCACCACGCUUCCGCUCGGAAAUGUAGGACAGCCAUGGGCCCUGGACUACGACCCGCUCACGGACUACGUGUACUGGUCAGAUCUCCGGAACGACAAAAUCCACCGGGCUCGUCGUGAUGGAAUUGGCAGGGAGACCAUCUUAGACAUCAACAGUGUCCGCGGCCUGGCGUUGGACCACGCUAGAGGGGAUAUCUACUGGACUGAUUUUUCUGAAAACACCAUCUCUGUAGCAAAGAUGGAUGGAUCGUCAACUAGAACACUUCUGACGUCACCAGCCGUCAACAGUCCUACGGACCUGGUCCUGGACCCCAGGAAUGGACUCAUGUACUGGGUGGACGAUGGUAAUGACAGAAUUGACCGUGCUGCGAUGGACGGCAUUAACCAAACCACCAUCAUCACGGGCGUGUCUAAUCCCAAAGCCGUUACAAUAGACUAUAGAGAGGACCGGCUGUACUACUCUGAUCAGUACCACCGCGUGAACAGCUCAGACCUGCUGGGUAACGAUAUCCAACAACUGCUGUAUGAAGACGGGAAGUAUGUGCGGGGGAUUGCUGUUGACGAGAACUACGUCUACUGGACGUCUUCUUGGUAUGAUUCAUCAAGGCAAGGGAAUGUCGGGAAAGUCGGAAU